Molecule: messenger RNA, 1963 nt
Organism: Mustela lutreola (European mink)
Lineage: Eukaryota; Metazoa; Chordata; Mammalia; Carnivora; Mustelidae
Gene: MUC21
Product: mucin 21, cell surface associated
Exons: 2
Coding region: 56-1774 (572 amino acids)
Source: RefSeq, a predicted model, not a curated record
AACAGGUGAAACAGCCACAUCAGGUGAGAAUGAACACAGCACAAUCUCUGGAGGGAUGAGCACACUUGUCAAUACUGGAUUUAGCACAACCUCUGGUGGAACAAGUAUAGUCUCCAACACUGGAUCUAGUGUGACCUCUAGUGGAACCAGCACAGCCUCCAGCACUGAAUCCAGUGUGACCUCCAGUGGGGCCAGCACAACCUCCAGUACUGAAUCUAGCACAGCCUCCGGAGGGACCAGCACAGCCUCCAGCGCUGAAUCCAGUGUGACCUCCAGUGGGGCCAGCACAACCUCCAGUACUGAAUCUAGCACAGCCUCCGGAGGGACCAGCACAGCCUCCAGCGCUGAAUCCAGUGUGACCUCCAGUGGGGCCAGCACAACCUCCAGUACUGAAUCUAGCACAGCCUCCGGAGGGACCAGCACAGCCUCCAGCGCUGAAUCCAGUGUGACCUCCAGUGGGGCCAGCACAACCUCCAGUACUGAAUCUAGCACAGCCUCCGGAGGGACCAGCACAGCCUCCAGCGCUGAAUCCAGUGUGACCUCCAGUGGGGCCAGCACAACCUCCAGUACUGAAUCUAGCACAGCCUCCGGAGGGACCAGCACAGCCUCCAGCGCUGAAUCCAGUGUGACCUCCAGUGGGGCCAGCACAACCUCCAGUACUGAAUCUAGCACAGCCUCCGGAGGGACCAGCACAGCCUCCAGCGCUGAAUCCAGUGUGACCUCCAGUGGGGCCAGCACAACCUCCAGUACUGAAUCUAGCACAGCCUCCGGAGGGACCAGCACAGCCUCCAGCGCUGAAUCCAGUGUGACCUCCAGUGGGGCCAGCACAACCUCCAGUACUGAAUCUAGCACAGCCUCCGGAGGGACCAGCACAGCCUCCAGCGCUGAAUCCAGUGUGACCUCCAGUGGGGCCAGCACAACCUCCAGUACUGAAUCUAGCACAGCCUCCGGAGGGACCAGCACAGCCUCCAGCGCUGAAUCCAGUGUGACCUCCAGUGGGGCCAGCACAACCUCCAGUACUGAAUCUAGCACAGCCUCCGGAGGGACCAGCACAGCCUCCAGCGCUGAAUCCAGUGUGACCUCCAGUGGGGCCAGCACAACCUCCAGUACUGAAUCUAGCACAGCCUCCGGAGGGACCAGCACAGCCUCCAGCACUGAAUCCAGUGUGACCUCCAGUGGGGCCAGCACAACCUCCAGUACUGAAUCUAGCACAGCCUCCGGAGGGACCAGCACAGCCUCCAGCACUGAAUCCAGUGUGACCUCCAGUGGGGCCAGCACAACCUCCAGUACUGAAUCUAGCACAGCCUCUGGAGGGACCAGCACAGUCUCCAACCCUGGAUCUAGUGUGACUUCCAGUGGGACCAGCAUAGCUGCCAACACUGCAUCCAGUGCAACCACAGGAGUCUUUAGCACACAUUCUCCAACUGGAACACAUACAACUUCCCAUAGGGUUGGCACGAGUGCUACUACUCCAGUGAAUGAAAUGAUACCCAGUGGGUCCCUGAAACCAUGGGAAAUCUUCCUCAUUACUCUGGUCUCAGUUGUAGUGGCUGUGGGAUUCUUUGCUGGGCUCUUCUUCUGUGUGAGAAACUCCCUGUCCCUGAGAAACGUCUUUGACACAGCUGUCUACCACCCCCAUGGCCCCAACCUUGGCAUGGGCCCUGGAGGGAAUCAUGGAGUCCACCACAGGCCUAGCUGGAGCCCUAACUGGUUCUGGAGGAGACCAGUAUCUUCAGUAGCCAUGGAGAUGAGAAGGGGAUACAAUGGGCCCUGAAUGGCCCCUGAAUCCAGAGUGCCACCUUUUUAAGGAGGAAGCCAACCAGGGAGACCAGGGAUCUGAGUGUCCUUUUAUUUGUCCUCAGGAGUCCCCUCCCAGUUUUGUCUGGGUCUCUGACAGCCCUGGGGAAGACAUUCCCUGUCUCUUGCUUUUACUAAACUGUGGAAAGAGGACAUUCUAUUGGUC